Molecule: messenger RNA, 1545 nt
Organism: Aspergillus versicolor CBS 583.65
Lineage: Eukaryota; Fungi; Ascomycota; Eurotiomycetes; Eurotiales; Aspergillaceae
Exons: 2
Coding region: 1-1545 (514 amino acids)
Biological process (GO): transmembrane transport
Cellular component (GO): membrane
Molecular function (GO): transmembrane transporter activity
Source: RefSeq, a predicted model, not a curated record
AUGUCUUUGCAGUCUAAACCAGCGUUAGAUGGUUCCAAAGAAGAUGGAGGUAAACCUCAGGAUAGCGCCGAGCCCGCCCUCGAGGAGCUGGGAUAUACCGCAGAGCUCCGGCGGAACCGAUCAUUAUUCACGCUCCUUUUCCAGUCAUUAUCAAUAGCCGCAAUCCCAUUUGGCGAAAGCGGGGCGUUUAUGCAAACAAUCUACGGCGGCGGCCAGCUCUCAAUAUUCCUUGGCUGGAUUAUUGUCUGCGUAAUGGACCAGACCGUUGCCAUGUCCCUCGCCGAGCUGGCCUCUCGAUAUCCCACAUCUGCUGGGCCGUACUACUGGUCCUUUCAACUAUGCGGGAAACAUGCAAAGCUGCUCUCCUUCAUCACGGCGUGGAUAUGGCUGAUAGGAAACUGGACCGUCACUCUCUCCGUCAACUUUGCCCUCGCGGGACUGCUCGUUGCUACUGUAUCGAUCUUCAGCACCUGGGAGGCAAACGACUGGCAAACGCUUCUCGUAUUCUACGCUAUCUGCGUUUUGACAUUCUUGAUAUGUGGCUUCGGUAAUCAGUUCCUCCCGAUGGUCGACACUGUCUGCGCCGCAUGGACUCUCGUUACCAUCAUCAUAGUCUUGAUAUCUGUCUCCGUCACAGCCAAAGUCGGCAGACAUGAUGCCGGGCACACCCUGGGGAAUUACGACACCACAUUAUCCGGCUGGAAUGGCUUCUCCUUAUGCAUCGGUUUCCUACCGCCAGCCUUUUGCUUCUGCGCCAUGGGCAUGGCCACCUCGAUGGCAGAGGAGGUCCGUUCCCCAGCAAUCAAAAUGCCCAGGGCCAUUGCGCUUUGCAUCCCCGUCGGCUGCAUUGCAGGCCUUUUCUUCGUCGUCCCGCUCUGCGCUACCCUCCCAGCAUUGGUAGACAUCACGCAAGCACCAAGCGGUCAGGCCGUACCCUAUAUUUUGCAAGUUGUUAUGGGCAGCCGCGAUGGUGCAGUAGGCCUGGUGGCGCUUAUCCUAGUCUGUGGACUGUUCUGUUCGAUCAGUAUAACCAACGCCGCGUCUCGCACGACCUGGGCCCUAGCCCGCGACAACGCCAUGCCUUUAUCCAAACUAUUCUCCCACGUCGACAAACGCCGACAUAUCCCGCUUUGGGCACUAGGCCUUGUAACCCUCGUCCAGAUGCUCCUGGGGCUCAUAAACCUAGGCAGCAGCAGCGCAUUCACGGCGUUCCUCUCAUCCAGUGUCAUUGCCCUUGCGACCACGUAUGCAAUCCCAAUCAGUAUCUCGUUGUUUUAUGACCGCCGGACACAGGUAUCUAAGGCUCGCUGGAACUGCGGCAAUGUGCUGGGGACGAUAUUGAACGUUCUGGCCCUGGCCUGGAUUGCGUUUGAGCUGGUCAUCUUUAGUAUGCCCACCGUGCUGCCUGUGACGGCGGUGUCGAUGAAUUAUGCCUCUGUAGUGUUUGCAGGUCUUACCGUCCUGGCCGCGAUUUGGUAUAUUGUCUAUGCGAGGAAAGUAUAUGUUGGACUGCCGUCGGUAGAGGCGGCGCAUGAAACUUGGUGA